AGUUCAAGGGAAGAUGGCGUCGACCAAGCGGGUGCUGUAUGUGGGUGGUCUUGCUGAAGAAGUAGAUGAGAAAGUGCUUCAUGCAGCUUUCAUUCCAUUUGGUGAUAUCAUGGACAUUCAAAUUCCACUGGAUUAUGAAACUGAAAAACACAGAGGUUUUGCAUUCAUUGAAUUUGAAAAUGCUGAGGAUGCUGCAGCUGCCAUUGAUAAUAUGAAUGAAUCUGAACUUUUUGGCAGGACAAUCCGAGUAAAUCUGGCAAAGCCCAUGCGGAUUAAAGAGGGAUCCUCAAGAGCAGUGUGGUCAGAUGAUGACUGGUUAAAGAAGUUUGCUGGUAAGACUCUAGAAGAGAAUGAAAAUGGAGAGCAGGGAGGAAAUGAUGGAAACACACAAACGCAGGAGGGUGAACCACCAGCCAAAAAAACAAGAACCAAUCCUCAAGUCUACAUGGAUAUUAAAAUUGGCAACAAGCCCGUUGGCAGAUUACGCUUUCUAUUACGAGCUGACAUUGUUCCAAUGACUGCAGAGAAUUUCCGUUGUCUGUGUACACAUGAGAAAGGAUUUGGCUUCAAAGGCAGUAGUUUCCAUCGAAUCAUCCCACAGUUCAUGUGUCAGGGUGGUGACUUCACCAACCAUAAUGGAACUGGAGGGAAAUCUAUCUAUGGCAGGAAGUUUGAUGAUGAAAACUUUAUCCUAAAACACUCAGCACCAGGUUUACUAUCAAUGGCAAAUUCUGGAACAAACACAAACGGCUCUCAGUUCUUCAUUACCCUUGACAAAACAGACUGGUUGGAUGGAAAGCAUGUGGUAUUUGGGGAAGUGGUGGAGGGAAUGGAUGUAGUCAAACAGAUUGAAGCUCAAGGUUCUAAAGAUGGAAAACCAAAGCAGAAAGUGAUCAUCUCGGACUGUGGAGAAUAUGUGUGAUUCCAGUGCCUGCAAAGCAUGGCUUCUGGGGGACUCCAAUCUUUUUUAUUAUAGUCAGUGUUAUCUGUAAAGAUUUUUACUGAUGUGAACACUUGUAAAUACCUCCAAUAUGUAAAGUAAAAAUUUUUUCUAAAACCAAA
This is a messenger RNA of Stegostoma tigrinum, 1062 nucleotides long. It is a transcript of the gene ppie, whose product is annotated as peptidylprolyl isomerase E (cyclophilin E). The transcript has 10 exons. The record is from RefSeq and is a predicted model, not a curated record. Gene Ontology annotation, molecular function: peptidyl-prolyl cis-trans isomerase activity; RNA binding. Gene Ontology annotation, biological process: protein peptidyl-prolyl isomerization; protein folding. NCBI's taxonomy places the organism in Eukaryota, Metazoa, Chordata, Chondrichthyes, Orectolobiformes, Stegostomatidae. The coding region runs from base 14 to 922 and encodes 302 amino acids. Gene Ontology annotation, cellular component: intracellular membrane-bounded organelle.